UCCACUAUGAACUCCAAGCUGACCAGACACCAGCAGAGCACAAUCUGCUCACAGCUGGGAAAUUUGAAGCUAAAGCUGCUGUACAAGGCCAGCAUCCAUGGUUUCACCGGGGCAGCCUUCCACCAACGAUGUGACACCCACUGUCCCACAGUGUCCGUGGGUUACAAUGCCUCUGGUUAUGUGUUUGGAGGCUACACCAAACAACCUUUUAGUCAGUCUGGACAGUAUGUGCAUGAUGACCAGGCCUUCCUCUUCACAUUCAGUGGAGAAAAGCUCAACAAAUAUCCGGUCGCCGGUCCCGGAAAUGCAGUGAGAAUGAUUGCUAACGCUGGUCCAUAUUUUGGAGAAGAUUUGGUUCUUGUCAAUAGAAGUCAAGCUGUAGUUCAUAGCUAUCCAGGAAAUUAUUACGACUUUAAUGCUGCAGACAUGCAUGGCAACGACCUUCAGCUGACUGAGUGUGAAGUCUAUGAAGUUGAAGAAAGCACCGAACUUGAGAAGCCAUGGAGGACUAUAAUCUGGAAAUCUGAAAAGAGGAAGGAGUUGAUGGAAAGUAUUCGGCUCUACAAACCCAUGGUCAACUCUGUGUCCCAGAUUCGGGUCUUGCUCAUAGGAGCAGUUGGAGCUGGAAAGUCCAGUUUCUUCAAUUCUAUCAACUCUGUAUUCAGAGGCCACGUCACCAGCCAGGCCAUCGCUGGCUCCUCUAGCACCAGCCUCACCACACAGUUUCGUACCUACUCUUUGAAAGCGGGACGAGAAGGAAAACCUCUGCCAGUCCUGUUGUGUGACACCAUGGGAUUGGAGGAAAGCACUGGGGCAGGACUUGAUAUUGAUGAUAUCAGCAGCAUCCUCAAAGGUCAUCUGCCUGACCGUUAUCAGUUCAACCCCUCUGCUGCUCUGCAAACGGAGGCCAGCAGCUUUCGAAAGUCUCCAGUUCUCAAGGACAAGAUUCACUGUGUGGCUUAUGUCAUGGAUGCCUGCAAGAUUUCCAUCAUGCCCACAAAGCUGCAGGAAAAGCUGGACGCUAUACGCAGAAAGAUCAACUUAAUGGGGAUUCCUCAGCUGGUCCUCCUCACUAAAGUGGAUGAAGCAUGCCCUUUGGUGAUGGAGGAUGUGAAAAACGUUUAUAAGAGUGGCUACAUUAAAGAAAUGAUGCAGGAAGCGAGUGCUCGGCUUGGCGUGCCUUUGUCCUGUAUUGUUCCAGUGAAGAACUACUGUGAAGAGCUGGAGUUGGACCCAGACAACGACAUCCUGCUGCUCAGUGCCAUCAUCCAGAUGCUUCGCUUUGCUGAUAAUUACUUUGAUGAGAUCAGUGACAAAUUCAGCGACAUUGAAGUCAAAUAAUAAAUAUGUGUGCAGCAGGCACAAUAACCUGAGCAACUGUGAUGAAAUGUCCAUCGAUAUUUCAUCACAUGUUAAGCUUGACAAGCCAAUCAUCAGACAUGUAUGAUGAUAAAAGUAUGCAAAUGUAUUCUUUACUGCAUUAUAUUAACAUUUUCAUCUUUUGAUUUUUGUUUCAUGUGAUUGAGGCUGCGGCCAUAGUUAAAUACGCUGAUCUGCACAGAGAGCUGUACAUAACUUUUUCAUUUUCCCUGUUCUCAUCUUACAUGUUUGUUGCUGUAUUAGAUGUUGUCAAGUUACAUGUAUACAUUUUACUGACACAUACCUUUCAAUUGGACUGAACUGGAAGGUUUUCGUAAUUUCAAGUUUACUUUUCCAGUUUGCUUUUCCAAUUUUCCUUACAUAUACAAAUUACAUGUGAGGUUAUGUAUAAACUUAGUGACAUUUAGGACUUCUUUCGAGUAAUGUAUGCAAAUAAUUACACAACAAUGCAGGCUAAUCUCCACCCAUCUCAGUCAAAUCAAGCACACCUGUGCAGCAGCUGGCCCACACUAAACUGAAUAGCCUAAAUUAAUCACAUGCUUUACUGCAUACUUGUGUUUUAAUGCUGUUGUUUGUGUUGUUUAUCGUUUGUGUUGUGAAAGAGAAAUAAAAAGCU
Messenger RNA from Scomber japonicus (chub mackerel), 1996 nucleotides. RefSeq names its product interferon-induced protein 44-like. The record is from RefSeq and is a predicted model, not a curated record. The transcript is spliced from 7 exons. Lineage: Eukaryota; Metazoa; Chordata; Actinopteri; Scombriformes; Scombridae. The coding region runs from base 7 to 1341 and encodes 444 amino acids.